AUGUUUGGGACACUGGCGGAAGACGGCUCCAGACCGUCUUCAGAGAGGGCAAAAUGCAGCGGGAUUCAUAAGAAAAUGACCCAGUGGCUUUUUUUGGAGGAGAUGGCAUUCGUGAAAGACGCACUGGAAACCCUGCAGGCCUUAUCUCUCUUUCUCCAGAGGAGAGACGCAACAGCAGUCACUGCCAACACUGAAGUGGACGUUGCUGUGAGAGCGCUUGGAGCCAUGAGACAAGUGGAUGGCACAAGCGCAAAACGCCUACAUGGGGAAUACGAGGCUUCAGAAACGUUCAAAGGAGUCAAUGUGUCUCAACCAAGCGACAGAGAUAAAAGAAAGGCAGAGGUCUUUCGCGAAGGUUUUUAUACGUCACUCGCAGAGAACAUUCAGCGCAGGCUUGAUGACAAUGGCAUUAUUUCUGCCUCUGCCGCUCUGAACCCGUCCAAUUGGCCACCUGACGAGGAUGAGCGUAUUCUCUAUGGAGACGAGAAGCUGCUCGCGAUCCAAAAAAAACUUGCUGUCGACAUCGGAGAAAGCAAUGCCAUCCUCUUAAAAGAAUUCCACGAGCUCAAAUGCCAUGGGAUCACAGGUAAAGCAACUGUCUAUUCUAAGCAGUAA
Messenger RNA from Knipowitschia caucasica, 615 nucleotides. The record is from the annotation of a GenBank genome assembly. NCBI's taxonomy places the organism in Eukaryota, Metazoa, Chordata, Actinopteri, Gobiiformes, Gobiidae.